Molecule: messenger RNA, 3288 nt
Organism: Chlorella variabilis
Lineage: Eukaryota; Viridiplantae; Chlorophyta; Trebouxiophyceae; Chlorellales; Chlorellaceae
Exons: 24
Coding region: 1-3288 (1095 amino acids)
Source: RefSeq, a predicted model, not a curated record
AUGGUGGGCGGGCGGCGGCAGGCGCGCGGCGCGGCGGUGCAGGCGAUCCAAACGCCCGCGCGCCCCACGGCCCCCGCGGCGCCCCAGCAGAAGCUGCAGCAGGCGGGGGCGGGCAUUGUACAGCUGUACCGCUACCCGGGCCUCACCCAGUCCAAGGCCAAGACGUUGCUGCGCAAGGCCCAGGACAAGGCCUCUCCAAGCAUCACUGCAAUUGAUGGAGAGCUGUGCUACAACAUCGCCCUCACCGCCCCCCUCACGCCCGCCGAGGCCGAGACCCUGGCCUGGCUGCUGCGGGAGACGUUUGAGCCGGAGCUGCUCACCGGCGGCACAGAGUUCCCCGCGUCCGCGGUGGGGCCUGACGACAUCGUGGUGGAGGAGAUGGGUCUGGCCUUUGACGAGUGGGACCUGGACUACUACACACAGAUGUUCAGGGACGAGCUGGGGCGGGACCCCACCAACGUGGAGCUCUUUGACAUCGCCCAGUCCAACUCAGAGCACAGCAGCUCCAGCACCGGCAGGCUGGCCGCGCGCCGGGCUUCGCCGCCGCAGCAGGCCCGUGGCCGGUCGCGCGCCGGCUCCACGCUGGAGGCCAACAAGGGCAACAGCGUGAUCGGCUUCAAGGACAACUCGUCCGCCAUCCGCGGCGGCGCCGUCACCCCGCUGCUGCCCGCCACGCCCGGCGGGCCCGCCCCGCUGGCGCCGCAGCCCCGCGACUGGGACGUGCUGCUCACGGCUGAGACCCACAACUUCCCGUGCGCCGUGGCGCCCUACCCGGGCGCCGAGACGGGGGCGGGGGGGCGCAUCCGCGAUACCCAUGCCACCGGCAUCGGCUCCAUGAUGGGCGCCGCCAGCGCGGGAUACUGCGUGGGCAACCUGCGCAUGGAGGGGUAUGAACAGCCCUGGGAGGACCCCUCCUUUGAGUAUCCCGCCUCGCUGGCGCCACCCCUCCAGAUCCUGGUGGACGCCUCCAACGGCGCCUCCGACUACGGCAACAAGUUUGGGGAGCCGCUCGUCUGCGGCUACACGCGCACCUUUGGGCAGCGGCUGGCGGGCGGGGAGCGGCGGGAGUGGAUCAAGCCCAUCAUGUUCAGCGGCGGCCUUGGCCAGAUCGACCACGCCCACCUGUACAAGAACGACCCAGAGAUCGGCAUGCUUGUGGUGAAGAUCGGCGGCCCCGCCUACCGCAUCGGCAUGGGCGGCGGCGCCGCCUCCUCCGUCCCCUCGGGCUCCAACUCCGCUGACUUGGACUUCAAUGCGGUACAGCGCGGCGACGCGGAAGUCAGCCAGAAGCUGUGGCGCGUGGUGCGGGCGUGUGUGGAGCUGGGGGACGUCAACCCCAUCGAGCAGAUCCACGACCAGGGCGCGGGCGGCAACUGCAACGUGGUCAAGGAGAUCAUCUAUCCGCUGGGCGCGCAGAUUGACGUGCGCGCGGUGCGCCUGGGCGACCAGACGCUGUCGGUGCUGGAGAUCUGGGGCGCCGAGUACCAGGAAAACGACUGCCUGCUGAUACGGCCAGAGGCGCGCGCCACUCUGGAGGGCAUCUGCGCACGCGAGCGCUGCCUGAUGCAGGGCACCACCGCGGCGGCGGCGCUGGACCGCGUGCUGCGCCUCCCCGCCGUGGACCGCUCUGUGACGGGGCUGAUUGCGCAGCAGCAGUGCUGCGGCCCGCUGCAGCUGCCGGUGGCUGACGUGGCGGUGAUGGCGCAGACGCACUUUGGGCUGACCGGCGCCGCCACCGCCAUCGGCGAGCAGCCCAUCAAGGUGCUGACCCCCGACCUCAAGGCCCCCGGCGCCUCCCGCCUCCUCCACGUCGACCUGGCCGCCGGGCGGCGGCGCCUGGGAGGCUCCGCCCUGGCCCAGGCAUACGGCCAGGUGGGCGACGCCUGCCCUGACGUCGACCCCGCGCUGCUGGGCGCCGCCUUCAAUGCCACUCAGCGACUGAUUGCGGAGGGGCGGCUGCUAGCAGGCCACGACAUCUCGGACGGCGGCAUCGCCACAGCGAUCCUGGAGAUGGCCUUUGCCGGCAACUGCGGCGUGGCGGUGGACCUGCCUGCUCCCGCUGCCGACCCCCAUGGCGAGCUGGCGGUACUGUUUGCCGAGGAGCUGGGCUGGGUACUGGAGGUAUCUGAGGAGCAGGAGGCGGCGGUACUGGCGGCGUACGUGGCAGCGGGGGUGCCCUGCGCCGCCAUUGGCGCCAGCCGCGCGGGCGCGGAGGUGUCGGUGGCGGUGGGCGGCGGUACCGCGGCCAUCGCCGGUACCACCCCGGCCCUGCGCGACACCUGGGAGGCCACUUCCUUCCAGCUGGAGCGGCUGCAGUGCGCGGAGGAGAAUGUGGAGGCCGAGGCGUCUGGGCUGGCGGCGCGGGCGGCCCCCACCUGGCGCCUGCCCUACACCCCCGCCUGGACGCCACCUGACAAGCUGGCGGCCACGGGCAAGGUGCGGGUGGCCAUCCUGCGGGAGGAGGGCAGCAACGGCGACCGCGAGAUGGCGGCGGCGGUGUGGGCGGCGGGCAUGGAGCCCUGGGACCUGCACAUGAGCGACCUGCUGGCGGGGGGGGCCACCCUGGAUGACUUCCAAGGCCUGGUGUUUGUGGGCGGCUUCAGCUACGCCGACGUCAUGGAUUCCGCCAAGGGCUGGGCCGGCACCAUCCGCUUCAACGACCGCCUUUGGUCCCAGUUCCAGCGCUUCUACGCCCGCCCAGACACCUUCUCCCUGGGCGUCUGCAACGGCUGCCAGCUCAUGGCGCUGCUGGGAUGGGUUCCCGCCUCCGGCGCCGCCGCUGCUGCUGGCGGCGGCGCCGAGGGCGCCGCGCCGCUGCUCGAGGACGCGCGGCAGCCGCGGUUUGUGCACAACGCGUCGGGGCGGUUUGAGUCGCGCUGGGCCAUGGUGCGGGUGGAGGAGGGCAGCCCCGCGGUGAUGCUGCGCGGCAUGGCGGGGGCGCAGCUGGGGGUGUGGUGCGCGCACGGCGAGGGGCGGGCGCACUUCCCCGACGCCGCUGUGCGGGCGCGGGUGGAGGCCGAGGCGCUGGCGCCCAUCAGGUACUGCGACGCCAAGGGCGCGCCCACCGAGCAGUACCCCUUCAACCCCAACGGCUCCCCCGCCGGCAUCGCCGCGCUCUGCUCCCCCGACGGCCGCCACCUGGCCAUGAUGCCGCACCCCGAGCGCUGCUUCCUGGCCUGGCAGCUGCCCUGGUACCCGCGGGGGAUGGAGGGGCUGGAGGCCGCAUGCCCGGGGCCCUGGCUCAAGCUAUUCCAGAACGCCCGCGAGUGGUGCGAGGCGCAGGCGUGA